Molecule: messenger RNA, 2524 nt
Organism: Mytilus trossulus (common blue mussel)
Lineage: Eukaryota; Metazoa; Mollusca; Bivalvia; Mytilida; Mytilidae
Exons: 2
Coding region: 155-925 (256 amino acids)
Biological process (GO): DNA recombination; DNA integration
Molecular function (GO): zinc ion binding; DNA binding
Source: RefSeq, a predicted model, not a curated record
GUCACCUUAACAAAGUUAAGAGUUUAAAGUUCUUUGUAUGAUAGCACGGACUGGUCAGUCGCGGUAAAAGUUAACAUUGAAAAUACAUUUUCAUAGCUUGACCAUUCGAAGCUCAGUCUUAGUGCAGUGAAGUUGGCUUAAUUGUAUUUAAGCUAUGUCGGAUAUUGAUACGGACCACGCCGCAACUAAUGCACAACCUAGAGGUGAGUCACAGCCCCCUGCACCACAUCCUGAUAUAGCAGAUGCUUUUCACUUGUUCCGUGAUUACUUAGAUUAUAAACUUGUUGAUUUAAAAGCAGAUUUGGCUUCCGAGCAAGACAAUUUGUCACGUAAAUUUAAAGAAGAAGUCGGUAUUAAAUUCAAGAAAGAAGGGAACAGUAUUCAAUAUCAUUUCAAUGAUGAAAUUCUGACCGGGCUCCUUAAAAUUCAAAAGAAGGGCUCCUCUUUAGAUUUUCCUACUAACAGUAUCGUAUCUGAGCUUAUUACUAAAGUUAAAGCUAGGAAUAAGUCGAUAAGGAUCGCCGACAGCUCUGCAGGGGGCUGGACUACAGUGCGCGAAUAUGAGUCUAAUACCAUCGCUGAUAACUCUGACGAUGAAAAGAAGAUUAGACAAGCUGAAAGUCGUGCAGUUAAGUCAAUCAAAGAGAGAACCAAACCCCGCCCUUCUCCUUACAACAGUAACAACAGAGCAAACCAAAAUGCUAGACCAGCUGAAACUGUGCCAAAUCCUGAUUAUUCUCAGUCUUACAGUCGUUAUUCUCAACCUCCGCAGCCCUUUCGUGCAGGCUACGGUAGGCGUGAGCCGACCCAGUAUGACAUGUGUCACCAGUGUAAACAGUUUGGACAUUGGCGCAAGAACUGCCCACUUAACAGGGCCCAGACAUUUCAAAACAACGCACAAGGACAAGGCGCCCAACGAUCUUAAACCGCUAUUUUUCAUACUGGUAGAUGGGAAGCAUUACCAAAGAAUUCUUUCAACAGUCACCUUUCACAGUUGUCAACUAAGUUGCCACAGUUUUGCCUUUCUUCUAGAUCAGAGAAUACAACAAAAAACUACAAAUAUGCUUUUGAAGCUUGGACUAAAUGGUGUGUAUUUAAUGGAAUUUGCUAUUUACCGGGUUCUGACACUAAUGUUUCAUUGUAUUUAAUAGAUUUAACCGAAUCUGCUAAGUCACAUAGCAAGAUUAACGAAAUGUUUUACGCUAUUAGUUGGGCUCAUCGGCUCGCCGGGUUACCUGAUCCAUGUAAAUCAGAUUUAGUCUUAUCUGUCAAAGAAGGUGCUUUGAGAUUGAUAGGUCACACUGUAAACAAAAAAGAGCCAAUUACACCGGAAAUUUUGAAACAUAUUGUAUUGUUAUAUGGCAAUGAAAAGUCAUCUUUAAAAGAUUUGAGAAUAGCUUGUAUGUGCUUAUUGUGUUUUUCUGGUUUUUUACGUUUUUCAGAAUUGUCAAAUCUGAAAAGAAACAAUAUAACUUUUUACGAUUCAUAUGUGAAACUUUUUCUUGAAAAGAGUAAAACAGAUGUAUACAGAGAGGGUAACGAUGUUCUCAUUUCUAAGACUUAUAACAUUACAUGUCCAGUCAAUAUGUUACACAGGUAUUUAAGUCUGGCAAAUAUUUCUCACAGUAGUACGGAAUAUAUAUUCCGAGGUUUAAGCUAUUGUAAAAGUAACAACAGUUAUGUACGUCGUAAGUCAGGAAAAAUAUCAUAUUCCUCUGCUAGAGACAUUUUAUUGUCCGCUCUUCAUAAGUUAGGUUUAGACAGGACAAAAUUUGGUCUUCAUAGUUUGAGAUCUGGCGGAGCUACGGCAGCUGCCGCAUCAAAAAUUGAAGAUAGAAUUUUCAAAAAACAUGGUAGAUGGAAAAGUGAUCGUGCUAAAGAUGGCUAUGUUAAAAUUUAGAAGAAAGGUUGUCAGUUACAAAAAAUCUUGGUGUUUAAUAUAUUUUCAAUCCGUCCUUUUUUGGCCCAUCCUUUGUUUUGUUCGAAACUUUGCUGCACUCGUCUAGGCGAGCUGUUUCCCAUAGAUAUGUGUUUGAGUUUUUGUUCAUAAAUACUUUAUUUGCGUUUGAGGGCACGAAUAAGAAAAUAAAUGUAUUUAUUAACUAUCGAUAGCACAUGGCAUUGUUGUUAUGUUGGGAACAUGUGUUUAUGUUUACAAUAAUAUUUAAAUUAUUUUAGCAUAACAAUAAGUCACCUUAACAAAGUUAAGAGUUUAAAGUUCUUUGUAUGAUAGCACGGACUGGUCAGUCGCGGUAAAAGUUAACAUUGAAAAUACAUUUUCAUAGCUUGACCAUUCGAAGCUCAGUCUUAGUGCAGUGAAGUUCCCCCCCCCCCCUCCCCCUGUUUACUUGUUUUUGUAUAAGCUUAUAAUAUUGUAAAUGCAUUAUGCUUUUCUGCAGAUGUUAAAAGAACAUUAUGAAAUUAUGUUUUUGUGAUAUGAAAGAUUCUAUUUCAUUAUUUCUCAUUGUAGAUAUGUUUGUAAGACAUGUAUGCUGCAGCGGUCUUAGUGUGCUGGCAAAGUCAU